AGCCGAAACCUCGCGAUACUUGGUUUCUUUGUGUGGGUCCGGCUCGCUGUGUUCGGGUAGCAGCAGAUAUAGACGUGAAAACCGCACGUUUGAGAUAAAUCUACCCAAAAGACAUAAUUGGAUUCCCACCAAGAUCACCCGUAACUCCCAGAUCAGCCGCGCAGAACCAGACACAUUAACCCACCUGACAGUCUCCAUGGCAGCUAGACGAGGAGCCAUCAGGUAUCUGAAGGUGUGUGAGGUACAGACGUCUCAGGGUGAUGGUCAGCUCGCCUCCAAAGGAGCUGCUAAGGAACUGUACGAUAACGGCUAUAGCGACCAGAUGGUGGAGGACGAAGACACCCGUACCAAUCUGAUCGUCAACUACCUGCCGCAGAGCAUGAGUCAGGACGAGCUGCGCAGCUUGUUCAGCAGCGUGGGAGAUGUCGAGUCCGCCAAACUCAUCCGGGACAAAGUGGCAGCUGGCGGACUAUCUGAUGCCAGGAGCAGUAGCAGUCAGCAUGAGCAUCAUCUUCAGCCUCCAGACCAACUCGGCCACAGUUUAGGUUACGGCUUUGUUAACUUUGUUAACCCUAAUGAUGCAGAGAGGGCUAUCAGUACCCUCAAUGGCCUGAGGCUACAGUCUAAAACUAUCAAGGUUUCAUACGCCCGGCCCAGUUCGGACAUGAUCAAAGAUGCUAACUUGUAUAUCAGUGGUUUGCCGAGGACGCUGACCCAGCCGGACCUGGAGGACAUGUUCGCUUCGUUCGGGCGUAUCAUCAACUCCAGAGUUCUGGUGGACCAGGCAUCAGGUAACGACCAGGCAUCAGGUCUGUCUCGGGGUGUGGCCUUCAUCCGCUUUGAUAAGAGGUCUGAAGCAGAGGACGCCAUCAAACAUCUUAAUGGUCACACGCCUCCCGGCAGCUCUGAGCCAAUCACAGUCAAGUUUGCCGUCAACCCCAAUCAGUCCAGGAACCAGAUACAGUCACAAAUGUACCACGGCCAAUCGCGGCGCUUCGGAGGCCCAGUCCACCACCAGGCGCAGAGGUUCAGGUUUUCUCCCAUGAGCACCGACCACAUGAGUGGCGGGGGCGGAGCCUCUGGCAGCUCGUCCUCCGGCUGGUGCAUCUUCAUCUACAACCUGGGCCAGGACGCAGACGAGGCUCUGCUGUGGCAGAUGUUCGGGCCGUUCGGCGCCGUCGUCAACGUGAAGGUGAUCCGAGACUUCAGCACCAACAAGUGCAAAGGCUUCGGCUUCGUCACCAUGACAAAUUACGAGGAGGCUGCCAUGGCCAUCCACAGCCUGAACGGGUACCGGAUGGGGGACAAGGUCCUGCAGGUGUCCUUCAAGACCAGCAAGGGACACAACUUCCACGUGGUGUAACUGACAGCUGUGAUUGACAGCUGACUGGAGCUGAUCCUGGUCCAGAUGGUUGGGCGGAGGGGAGGAUAAAUUCUUUCAUGUUCAGUUUGUGUUUUUUUAGGAAACAGCGGUGAGACGUUUGUCCAGUUACAGGUUUUUAUGUGACGCUCUUGAGUUUGUUUUCCUGCGGAUUUUCCCAGCUGGAAGCCUCAAAACUCCUCAAAACAUCUGUACUGAUCAAUAAAAUCAUCAUAGGUUCAUCAGUCAUGUGACAUACGUGUGAAGAAGCAUCUUUUAUAGACGGUUUUAUUUGUUUAACGUGAACAAGAAAAAUGAAAUAAGCAGCAUAAAAAUGUUGAUUACAAUAUCAAGAAUUUUAGAAGAUGAAAAAAACUUCAAACAUGUUUAUUAAAAGCAUUUUAAAAACCA
Messenger RNA from Cololabis saira (Pacific saury), 1771 nucleotides. RefSeq names its product ELAV-like protein 1. Bases 197 to 1363 code for a protein of 388 amino acids. The record is from RefSeq and is a predicted model, not a curated record. Gene Ontology annotation, molecular function: RNA binding. Lineage: Eukaryota; Metazoa; Chordata; Actinopteri; Beloniformes; Belonidae. The transcript has 10 exons. Gene Ontology annotation, cellular component: ribonucleoprotein complex.